AUGCCUCCCAAGAAGCGCACCUCCACCCGGCGUGCCGGGGCGUCGGUGGCCCGGCCGACUGGCAAACAGCCCUACAUUUUAAACGCGGCCGCGACGAACCCCGUCUUGCCGGACAUCCCCGCCAAAAACUCCUUUGCCUACGGCUCGUCCACGACGGCCAUUCUGCCGCGCAAGCUGACCGUGCAGCCCAAGCGCGGUCUCGCCGAGAUCGCCAAAACCAUCGAAGAGGGUGUGAAGCAAGCUGAGGAUCGCGCGAACGAAUCCACGGGAGCCAACACCCGUUCGCAACCCAAACUUAAGUCUCCCACCCCAGAGCCGGUUCGAAGAUCGAUGCGCGAGCCGACGCCAGACCAGCAGCUCUUCGAUGGCUUGCGCGAAGCCACCCAGUCCCCUAACUUUCCGGAUGAUGUGCAGUCGGGUUCUACGCCUACGCCGACUCCGCCUAUUCCCCAUACCCUUUCUACGGUGUCCAGUCCUACUCAGAACUUUGCUCGUCCUACAGAUUCGCUGUAUCCUUCGCCGAUGAUGCGAUUUGGUUCCGCGGCUCCCAAUCUAAACGGUCUCAGCUCACCCCAGUUUCAGAGUUCACUGGACAACGAAUCGGUCAUCUCGUUUACAGUCGAGCGCGACAUCCAUGAGGAUAACCUGCAACGAACGCGUGGGGGUGCUUUCCGGGACGAACUGCAAGGCCGGAAUAUCAGCGCGCCGCCUCGUCGGUUUUCAGGCCUUGCAUUCGCUAAUGAGGUCAUCGAAGAGGAAGACGAGCCUACAACUCAACUGUCACUCUCUCAACCGCGAUCCCCUGAAGUGGCCCCUCCGCUUAAACCCAAGCCUCAAUCAGACCCCGAGCCGGAGCCCUCACCAGAACCAGAACCGUACCUAGAGCCAGAGCCAGAACCAGAGCCAGAACGUGUGCAAGAACCCGAACCGGUGCCCGCACCUUCUGUGCAGCCCGAGUCUCAACCGCAGUCCUCUUGGGGCGCUACAAAAACCAUAAUCCCUGGCCGCAUCGUACGAAGCCUUUCGCGCGAUCCGUCAAUACACAACUCGUCAAAACGGGGGUCCUCAUACCAACAAACCAUGUCGCCUCCUCCCAUGUCAACGCCGUCGCAGCAGCGUUCUCACCACUAUGAAGUUUGCAUCCCCUUCGUUGAAUCGCCACUCAAGAUCCCCAAAACUGCAUUUCGAACCGUUGUGGCCUUAUUAUUGACCGCCGUAUCCAUCCUCACCAUCAUGAACACCUCGUGCUGCGUCGGCUGGCGCUAUCCGUUUGGCGCCCCAUUAGAUCUCUCUUUCAACGCCAACAGCUCAGAAUCCGUCAAGAUGCUCACCCACCACGUCGUGCGUCUCGGGAACGAAGUCUCGUCGCUAUCGAAAGAAAUGCAAAUGAUCAAGUCCGAAGGCCCGCAGGCCACCACGAUUAUCGAGCGGGUAUCGAAACCGGGAUCGCAGCACCAAGACCUAGCGGGAACCAAUUUCUUCACGCUCGGCAUGGGCGCCAUCAUCAACCCCCACCUGAGCAGUCCCACAUACGUCGUGAAGAACGGUUAUUUCCAGAAAAUGUACACCUGGAUGAUGCAGAUGCAGUAUGGACGCUCAUCGCCGGCCCUGGCAGCCUUGCUACCCUGGGAAGACGUCGGCGACUGCUGGUGCAGCGCCCUCCGCGACGGCAUGUCGCAACUCGGCGUCGACCUCGGCCGCCCUGCUGUGCCCCAAGAAGUCGUCGUGGAACACAUGCCCCGCGGCGCCGUCGUCCACCCCGAAAGAGCCCCCAAGGAGAUGGAACUCUGGGCGCAGUUCGUUUUCCUGGAGGGUGACAACGCCCCGAACACCUACCUCUCGCGCGAGGGCGACACCCUCCUCGCGAACGGCCGCACUCUGCACGAAAACCUCAUGGAACCACUGCGCUUCGCGUACCGCAAUCAGCCUGAUAGCGCCUUCUCUGAUGACCCGCUCCUCGGCUCGACCUUUUAUCGCAUCGGUCGUUGGAUCUAUAACGCCGAGGCGCCUAAUAAUGUUCAGAAGUACACCCUCGACGCAACGAUCGAUAUCGCUGGUGUGAGGGUGGAUAAGGUCGUGUUGAGGAUGAAGUCGAAUUGGGGGUCUAAUGAUACGACUUGUCUUUAUCGGGUACGGUUGCAUGGGCAUUUAUAA
Molecule: messenger RNA, 2154 nt
Organism: Aspergillus melleus
Lineage: Eukaryota; Fungi; Ascomycota; Eurotiomycetes; Eurotiales; Aspergillaceae
Exons: 1
Coding region: 1-2154 (717 amino acids)
Biological process (GO): nuclear envelope organization
Cellular component (GO): meiotic nuclear membrane microtubule tethering complex; nuclear envelope
Molecular function (GO): protein-membrane adaptor activity
Source: RefSeq, a predicted model, not a curated record